UAGGUUGAGUCAAUUUUCGUUAAACAAUAUACUUUUUAGUAAAUCAAACGACGCUUCGAUUAUUAUGUUAAUUUAUUUUCUAUUUGUUGCUUUAUAUUUUGCAUAAAAAAACAAUAAAACGAAGCCAUUGCUGGUGAUAUAAAAAAUAUCUAUGCGUCAAUGGGCUGCCGACCGCUGUGUCCUAUCAGUGAAGUCUACGAAAAUGAGCGACACCAAAACUCUGUUGAGUGCAUUGCUAUGCGACAUUUAUGGCAAGCAGGAGCAGCAGGCACGACGUCUGCGUCGCUAUCGUCGCUACCACAAGAGUCAGGAGAGGCACAGCCCGAAGGAGCCACGCUUUAGUCGACGAUCAAUCAAGAGGGAGCCUGCAGCCAAAAUGGCUAGCAGCUUGGCGGGCAACCAAAGGGUUCUGGAGACACUGAACGUGCGCCAGCUGAUCGACGUCUGCGCCAUGCUGAAAGUGGAAUUACUGAUGAUGAGCUACCUGCUGGAACGAGUGCUGGUUGCGCGCGAUCGUCUGCAGCGCCAUCAAGAGGUGCUGUGCGAAUUCGUUACCGCCAUACUGGUUGUGGAGACUCACGAUGCACAGCCUAAAAUGCGCUUUAGUCUCUCACCACCGCCACCAAAAGUCAGCCUAACCCCACCCACUAGCACCACAAGCGCCACUAGCACCGCCACUGGCAGCAGCAGCAGCAGCAACAACAACAAUAGCAGCGGUCAUCGCAAAGCUCUCAGCCGCAACCGCAACAACAACAUGCAAAGCACGGCGCCGACCAACGCCAGCACAGAUGCUGGCGCGGAUGAAGCUCUCUCGGACUACAAUCAAUGGCUGCAUGCUAUGAAGCUGGUGGCGCGCUUGCCAGGCGGUACGCCGCCAGAGUUCCGGCGCAAGCUGUGGUUAUCCUUGGCGGAUAAGUACCUGAAGUCGAAAAAUGUUGAUUGGACCCAGCAGCGCGAGAAGUGCUUUUGCGAGGAGUGGCGCGAGGAUGAUGAGGAGCUGGGCAUUCAGAUCGUUAAGGAUCUGCACCGCACGGGCUCCAAUUUAUGCACCGGCCCCGCAGGUUCCAUCAACCAGGCGAAGCUCAAACGCAUCCUGCUCGGGUAUGCGCGCUACAACCCUGAAGUAGGCUAUUGCCAGGGCUUUAACAUGCUGGGCGCGUUAAUACUGCAGGUGAUGGACAAGGAAGAGGAGGAAUCCAUGAAGGUCAUGAUAUAUUUGGUAGAGGGCGUACUGCCCACGGGCUACUUCUAUGGCUCAAUGGGCGGCCUACAAGCGGACAUGGGCGUCUUUCGAGAACUUAUGCAAACAAAGCUGCCGCGCUUGGCCAAGCAUCUACAGCGCCUGCAGGGACCCAUGGAGAAUGCCUAUGAACCACCACUCACCAACGUCUUUACCAUGCAGUGGUUCCUCACCAUGUUCUGCACCUGCCUGCCCAUGUCCUGUGUGCUGCGUGUCUGGGAUCUGGUGCUCAUCGAGGGAAGCGAUGUGCUGCUACGCACCGCCCUCGUCCUCUGGAGUCUGCUCGAAGAACGUGUCCUAAAUGCACGCACUGCUGAUGACUUCUAUGGCAAAAUGGGUUCCUUCUCCAAUGAGCUGCUGAAUGGACAUCUCAUUGAUUCGAAUGGCCUCAUAGAGAAAGUGGUGCAGCUUGGACCUAUAGCCGAUAUCAAGCAGCUGAGGGACAAACAUCUCUACAACAUUGCCCCGCUGGGCAGCAAGCAAGGAUUGCAACUUUACUACGACGAGGAAGACACGCAAUCCGACGACGAGUCGCGCCUGGCAGUGGCCACUGUGUGGGGCUUGAACUGGGGCAGACGCGGCUCGGUGGGCACCGGAGCUAGUGGAGCAGUCAAGCCGCAUGCAGAACAGAAAGAUCGCCUGGCACUAGACAUAUCGUUGCUCAAGAAGCAGUAUGAUCGUUUGCGCGAGCGCCAGAGGCAGGCCCAUGUCAUACUUACCUCCGCCUGCUCCACAGCAACUGCAACGCGUCAAACGCCUUCCAGUCAGUUUCCAGUUAAUCAAUUGCUCCUUGGCCGCUCAGCUAUAAUCACAAACAAGGGCAAGCGUGUGGGAGCCCCUUUGGGCGCCAUUCCGCCCGCACGCAAGCCCUCGCUUCCAGCAGUGCUGCAUAGCAAGCCCCCUGUGGCAGGAGAGAGACAACUGCGGCGUGGGGAGACGCUGCUCUGGCGUGACACGGAUGCCACACGGCAUCGACGUGAUAGCCUUACGUGGAAGGAGAUCAAAGCCGAUCGCGCUGCCUUGUUUCGGGAUGGAGGCGAAGCCAACGCGGUCAAGUCACAGAAGCUGCGUUCGCGCUUAGGCAAAAGUGACAGCUCCUCGUACAGUGAGGAGAGCGAUGGUGAACAGGAGGCUCAAGCCAAAGAUGGCUCCAGCACUGAUACCAGCCUGUGUGACGACGACGACCCCAAAUCUAUUGAGCAGAGCCCCAAGCGCAAGGCGAAGCUGGCGCGGAAACUUAAAGAGAAGCCCCAAUUAGCUGUGUCUCGAGAUCCCAGCCUCGAGCGCAGGAGACCCAAGUCAUGGGCGCCUAGUAGCCAUGAAAUACCCUUUAUGCUAAUGGGAACAGACAGCGGCGACGAAAAGGAGCCGGUGUCAAAAGAGGAGGAAGACAGCGCCACGGAAUGUGAUCGCUUUGACUAUUCGCGCAACUUGGAUUGGUCGAAGGCAGCAGGUGAUCUGGCAACUAGCAAAAUAGAGCCCCUAACAGGAGAAACCCUACCAAUUACCAGCAUUGCGCAACUGUCCCCACUACCUGAUGUCAGCUACCUAAGCACAGCCAGCAUUAGUGCACUGCCUACACCUAGGCCAGUGUAUGUAAUGUCUGACACCGAGUCAGUUAAUCCCGUGGAUAUUGCUGAUUCGGUACAGAGCGUAGAGGUGGAAAAAGAGAGUGCUCCAAAGAGUUACGAUGUGAGUGAUGAUGGCGUAACCAAUCAGUAUUUUGAGCGAGUCAAUAGUGUAGAGCGUCCGAAGCGACUGGAACUCUCAUUCUCCUUAAACGAUGAGGAUUCGGAAAUGUCCUCGCCCAAGGAAGAGCAGCGUGCGUUGGUCGAAGGCCACAGUGCUGAAUGUGUCACAAAGAGCAUGCCCUUCGAGCUUCAAUCUAAAGCUACGGUAGAACUAAAAACGGAUAACCCCCCAGUACGCGAUGACAACAUUCCAGGCGAAAACAAGGACGACUACAAAGAAGUGUUGAGCAUGACGAUAGAAACCAAGACGGACACGUUACCUAUGAGCAUCAGUAGUUCCAGCCGUAAACGUCGCGAUCCCAGACGCAAGACUCUGACUAGAUCCUCGACGAUUGAGAUCGAAGAACGAUUUCAGGCGCUGGAGCGACGGCUCAGUCAGGAGAAACCCAAUCGACAAUCGGCAAGCGAUAAAGCAGAGGGCGCCAAGUACAUACCGAGCACUGCGGCACUGGAGGAACGUUACAAUACACUGGAAAAGCAGCUCAGUGCUGAUAAACAAUGUGUACAAAAUGUAGAUCCUGAAGCCGAAUGCUUUGAGAAACCAGAACGCAUUCCUUCCACAGCUGACCUUGAAAUACGUUUUAAUGCCUUGACCAAACAAAUGAGUUCCGCUGAAUCAAAUUCAAAAGCUCCCGUGGAGCUCAGUAAUCAAGAGCAGCCCGCGAGCAGCAAUUCCAAGGAGGGAAAUGAUAGCGAGAAAACCAGCAAACUACAUAAAUUGGAUGACUCUCAGACAGAGACAACUAAACCUGCCAGCGACAGCGACACAACUGACACAAAGGGAACAGAAAGCAAACAGAAGUCGGAGACACCGCGUCUUAAAAAAUUGCCUUCAACAGCCGAAUUGGAAGAUCGUUUUAAUGCCCUAGAGCGAAGGAUAAGCGUACAGAAAAGCAGUCCUACCAAAGCAAAGAAAGAACCGCCUGAUGAAGGCAUGUCAAAUAAUAAAUCUUCACCUAAAAAAGUGGCAGAGACAACAGCAAAGGUAGUAAAUAAGCCCCAAAGCAAGGAGCCAGCUGAAGGAGCUAAGCAAACACAAAAAGAGACAUCCAAGGCAGAUGCUCCCAAACAGGCUGAACACAGAAAUCCAGAAGCCUCGGAUAAGAAAGUUGAGCAGUUGGACGGCAAAGCUGAAACUUCAAGUAACGAAAAAGUCCAAAGCGAAGAGAAAGAACUUGAGAAGAGUAAAGAAUCAUUGAAUACCGAGGACAUGAAAGUUGAGGUGAUUAAGCGGAAGUCUCCGCCAUCCACAGAAGAGUUGGAGAAACGUUUCAAUGCCUUGGAAAAGCAGCUCAGUACCUCCAAAGGAGAUUCAAAUGAAGAAGUUGAAAGCGACAGAGCUUCAAAUAUAAAUGAAGCAGCGCCACAAGAAGAAACACAGCUGAAGCAAGCAGAGAAUGUCAAAGAAACUAAAGAGAAUGAGACUCAAAAGUCGAUAAAGGCCUUUGAUGAGAAAGUUAAAGCAAUAAGUGCAUCGUUGACUAUGGAUGAGAAGCCAAACGAAGUAUCGGAAGCCACUCUGGAGAAACGGAAGGCUUUUGAGGCCACAUGCUCAGCAGCUAACAAGCUCUUGGAAACUGAACAACAGCGUUUAGCAAGUGAAACUAAUGCAGCUACUCAAAACACUGUCAAAUCAGAACUGAAGUCAGAUCCUAAAGCUAAGCAGACAGAGAAAGCACAGCCUACGGAGCAUAUUAAAAGACGAGCCUCCGAGCCUCCGUCUAUGGAAGAUCUGGAUAAGCGCUAUGAAAGGCUGAAGCGUCGCAUGAGCAGUAAGAAUCAUUUAACCACACAAAACGAAACAGUGAACGAGGCACUGGAGCGCAUUGAGCAGGAAGUAAUGGCCGAAUUAGGCGACUCAGACGAAGAUGCAAAACCAAUCAAAAAGCAACCACCCACAACCGAGGACUUGGAGAGUCGAUACGAGGCGUUACAUGCACAGGAUAAAAAGGAAACUGAAACUAAAUCGAAGCCUACGCUUAAGUCACCUCCUCGCCGUGUCGACGUAGCCAUCGAAGCGCACAUUCCUGAACCUCCACCGCCACCACCACCUGAGCACAGAAUCAUCAUCAAUCCUGGGCAGCAUCAGCAACGCGCUCUCAUUGAAGAACUGCAGAGCAAAAUAAAGGCGCAGUCACCCGGAGAGGAGAAUUUAAAGCCAAGCGAAAUAAAUCCUCAGCGAAGGCGUCAACAAGAACAACGACAGCUGCAACAGCGACCCACAACAAUGGGCGAUGAGACAUCGGAAGCACCUGCAAACACCGCUUACUACAGAUCGGGAAAUUACGAACCCUGGCAAUCGCAGCGAAUGGUUCGUCGUUUCUCCGAUUUGCCAUCACGAGCCGAUCUGGAAAAUCGUUUACAAUUCCUGGAAAAGAAAUUGUACAAGAAAUUCUACAAGCAGCGCUGUGCAAGUGAUUCCGAAGUUGCAUCGAGGAUGCUUAGCUAUGAUGACAAGCCGAGCACCUCGCACCAAGCGGAAGCUCAGCUAGAACAGCGUGUUCUUGCCCUAGAGAAGCAGCUGAGCGAAAACAGUCUCAAACUACUCGAAGCUAUCCGUGAAAAGGAAAAGCAGCAGGAAAAAGUGGUUCACAAUGCUGACGAUCUCUGCUCUCCACAGCGACUAAGCAGUGACAUGGAAUUCGGCAAGGAGCUGGUGCGAUAUACACAGAACAUCACUGACGUCGAGGAGUCGGAUAAGCCGAUUAACAUAAGCAUCAAUAUCAAAAUGCUGCUCAACAAAGAAAACGAACAGAAAAAGCCGCCAGCAGAGUCCAACACAGAUGAUUUGAGGCGACGAUUGGAACAACUGGAACAACAGCUAAGCGAAGCGCGUGCUAGAAAUGGAGCACUAAUCCCUGACUCCGAGGUAAACACCGAAGAUGUUCAGCUGCCGUCGACCGAACAAGCCGAGGAAAACGAGACAUGUAAAAAGCAGGAAAAAGAUAGCCACAACCGAAGCGUCAAGUGUGACGAGGCCGAAAAGUUGGAGGACGCUCCUGUGCCAUCGAUGGGUAGUACUGAGCCAGAGACGGUAAAGGAGACCAAAACCUUGCAAAACGAAGAAAAAGCUCAAAUUAGUAAUAAACAAUCAGAGUUGGCAGAUGCCACGAAUGAAGAACAAAAUGCUGAUGCCAAAGCUCCCAAGGAAGAAAAUGAAAACAAACUCGAAAAGGAAUCUUCUCCAUCGACCGAGCAGACGAAAAUUCCUGACACGCCUCCUAAAGCUGAACCUUUGAAACCAGAUGGUGAGAAACCAGAUGCCAUUGAGCAGAACUCAACUCCAGGAGAGGGAUCUACCAAAGAUACCGCAGCAAAUAUAGUUAUCAAUCCAAGUGAUAUUGGUCCCGUCGAUGCUAAUAACAAGACUGUGGUACUUCUAAUGGAUAACGAGCCAAAAGCAUUGAAGGUUCGUCGUCUGACCAGAGCCAAUACUGAAGAGCUUGAGGGUCUAUUCCAAGCACUUGAGAAACAACUGAACGAUCGCAAUCUCAUUAAGUCUAAAGAUGGAAAAUUGGUUCGAGCAGACAGCAAACCAUCUGCUGAACAAGUCGAGCAGGCACAAGCCAUAUCUGACCUGACCAAAGAAAUUGAAGACUUCACGAGUGGAAAGCCAGAACUGGAAGAGACAGAGCAGAAAGCAGAAAAAGAAAAACCUGUUGAAGAAGAUCCCAACUAUGAUUGGGGACCUAAUCCAGUUAAGCAUCACCUGAAACGCAAAACUGUCUAUCUGCCAUCCACCAAAGAGCUAGAGGCUCGUUUUCGCUCCCUGGAGCGUCAAAUUAAACUACUCGAAGAUGUUGAGAAAAUUGACGUAGAGCAGAGACUAUGUGAAAUCGAGCGCAAGAUCAAGCUGCAGUACUCGUUGUCCCACGAGAAAGACCUUAACAAGUACAUAGAACUGUGCGAAGGCAAAGGCUUAGAUGAUGAUGACGAUGUGCCUGUGGCAGAAGACACUUCUCCAGUCCGCGAUCGGUCCCGCAGUCCAUCACGCAAACAGACUUCGAGGUCACCAUAUACUUCACCGGUUUCCAAGCUAGGUAGCAAGUCGCCAUAUGUUUCGCCUUCACGUAAAGACAGGAGCACCACGAAGUCACCUUAUACGUCACCCACUCGCCAAUGCAAGAAGACGCAGCAAACAUCACCAGCGCGCGCUGGCAGCAAGAAAAGUCCCUACACUUCGCCGGCUCGCCGUCAGCCGCACAAAGACGAUUUGCCCAUCUCUGACGACUUAGAAUACAAAUAUCGCGUACUUGAUUUGGUGCGUUCCAAGUCCAAAGACAAUCUCUCUAAGCGUAAGAAUGACCCCAAUAAAAAGCCACCUAUCCAUCCGCUUGAAAUGCUGCUCGAUCCAAGUCCUGACGACAGUGAAAUACCGACUACGGGUGAGCUGGAGCAUCGCAUACGACUGCUGGAUGAAAAAUUGAAGUCCCCUGUGCGACACAAGUCACGUUCGCGUUCACCCACCAUCGAGGAUAUUAAACGAAAGAAAAUGUUAGAUGAUCAGCUGCCCAAGACCCCGGUACACAGCCUGGAACGCUUGGUCUACUCGCCCAGCAAGCCCGAGCCACCCACUGCCGAAGAGCUAGAUAAGCGUAUACUGGCGUUGGAAAAGGAGCAGCGCUUUGAUUUCAAGACCCAAAAAGACUACAAGGAAUUCAAUCAAAAACUCAAGGACGUAGUCUCUCCAUCGCUGUCCUAUGAGGAAUUCAAGCUGGCAAAGUCGCGCGAGCAAAGUCCCCGACGACAAGCCCCCACAACGCCGAAGUCAGCAAUGCGGCGUGAGGAGAUUAAUGAGGAGUAUCGCGACUAUCGCCGUGAGGAGACGACUCCAUAUCGCCCCACCAGCCCCAAGGUCAUACGAUUCCGCGAUGAGGACGAGGACUUUUACGAGGACUCGUGGCGACCCAAGUCACGGCAGAGCCACGGUCAGGGCCCAGCCAGCGAACGAAUGACUCUUGCAGAUCAGCCGUCAGCAUCAACUACAUCUAGUCGCAGCUAUAGCAACAGCGCAGCGGCCGCAGCAACAGCUUCUGAGGGUGUCGACGCUCUAGGCAGUCGCCUAAUGAGGGAAACAUCGCCCAUCACUCGCACGGGAACACACACUGGCGUGCCGCUGCGCACUGGAGACAACAUUAAUGAUCGCCUGAGCUCAAUUAAGAACAGCAUCAAGUCCAUCGACAGCUUGUGCGAGGAGAAGUCUUAUCAGAAGGAGAAAUGCCAGCGGUAUAUCGAUUCCCUGUUCUCAGACUCAAUGCACUUUGCCAGCAAGAAGAGCUCGGCCGAGGACUUGACGCACAGUCGAAGCGAAAGUCGAGGACGUGGCACGCAGCGCUGCAGCGACUCCACACCAACAAUACGAAUUAGCUCCGAACAUCGCUCGCUGGGCUCCGUGGAGUCGUUACGCACGGGCAGCCCGCUGCGUGCUGCCAGUCCGCCACAUCAUCGAUCGCACAGGGAUGUUAGCAGGGAGGUGUCGCCGCGCCGCCGUCGAGAGGCGGAAGAGCUAGAGGAGCGUGAGAAUAGUAGGGUAAGACGUGAUAAUAUGUUGCCAAAUUAUUUAGUUGAUAAUCGUAGCGAACUAAGUAGCUCCAGUAGUUUAACUAAGUUUCACAAAGUAGAUAGACAACUAGAAGAAACGUGCGCCAAGUACGCGGAUGACAGACGCUCAGCCUGCAAGUCCCCGUUGAGCUCGCCGUACGAGUCCCGAACCACAGGCACACGUUACAACACAACAACAGUGAAUCCAAGCGUCGACAACAGUUUCCCUAGGCCCAUAUCGCCCUAUCGACAGCCCUAUGACCCGAACAGGCCCACACGUUCCAACACGCCCGUCUAUCAGCCAGCCAAGCUGGAGAUCCGCCACACCACCGUCACCUCGACCUUCUACGAUCGCUUUCUCACCGAGAAGCAGAUUGAGAAGCAAACGCUGCCGCGUCCGCCCAGCCGUUCGCCCGUUCUCUCGCCAUCUGCAGCGACCAAAAGCUAUAGCGAUCUACCCAGCAGUCUGACUGCCCACAAAUACAGCCACGAGCCCAUGCUGGAUGUGGCCACCACAAGCUCGAGCAGCUAUUCACCCAUGUCCCGCAGCUACGCGGGCAGCAGCGGCAACUACUCAUAUCUCACCCCACACACAGCUUCGAGCGAUAAGCUUUCCAGCUCCACUCCAGUUGGCAGUGCAUCAGAUCUGCGAGUGCGUAACAGCUCUGAGAGCAUUCCCACUGCCACUACCACAACAAGCACUCAGGCUUCCACAGCAUCUGCAUUCGUGCCAUACAAUUUCACUAGCUCAUUUAGCAGUCGCCUGAGUGAUCCAGUGAGCACCUCUGGCACGUCCAGUCUGAGCUCAUAUUCCACUGGCGUCUACAAUCCCAUGAUGUCAUUCACAUUGCGCGAACCUAUGAUAAGCUUGCCUGGCACCUCGCCGGGUCAGUAUCAAUUCAAGAGUGGGUUCAGCUCGUCUCUGGCAAAGAGCGAGCCCGACAAGCCAUAGAUUCUAUGAUUCCCUAGGCAGUCAUUUCUGAACCACGAAACAUUCUCAGCACUUGCUCAAACUUUAACUACUUUAAGCUAACAAAUUACUCGUUGCAAUUAUAUAAACAAGGAAAAGGAAAA
Molecule: messenger RNA, 9606 nt
Organism: Drosophila hydei
Lineage: Eukaryota; Metazoa; Arthropoda; Insecta; Diptera; Drosophilidae
Product: titin
Exons: 11
Coding region: 152-9484 (3110 amino acids)
Cellular component (GO): endoplasmic reticulum
Source: RefSeq, a predicted model, not a curated record